AGUCAACAGAAAGAUAAUAUAAAGAAGAGUAAAAGGAUCACAAAGUCCUUAUAAAUAAAAAAUUGAUUAUUUUCCUGAUUUUAUUUUGUAACAGGUUGAAAUUUUCAUUUUGUUUUAGCAGCAACGAUUAAAAAUUGUUUAUAGCAGUUAGUUAAUUAAAUCACCGCAAUACUAGUGCUGAAAAAAAAAAAAAAAAAAAAUCUAAGCAGUUCGUUGCCAACUAACGUCAAGGCCCUUGGUGUACGAAAAUGCGAUGAUGGCACGCAAUUUUGUAGUCUCGAUGAGAAUAAUUUUUGCAGAAGUUCUAUGAAAAAAUUACAUUAAGUUCAAAAACAAAAAAAGGUCAACAGAAAGGCGAGUACAGAAAACUUGGUUGUGAAUUACACUUGGGGACAAUUUAUUAGUUUUAAUGCAAAAAUCUAUAAAACUAUUAUAUUGCUUUAAAAAACAAAGUAAACGUGGCAUUUAAAAAAAUGAAGGUGCAUUUCCGCGAGCAAUACGGCACGAAGGGAGAAGAAAUCCUCUAUAUAACCCCUGCAGAUCAAAGUAGCAUAGUUCGCGUGCCAUUGCGAACUGACAAAUUGGUAAUACAGGAGAAAUUUUUUUUUUUCCGGUUGCUGCAGAAAAUCUUCCUCCCGAAGGGCUAUCCGGAUAGCGUCAGCGAAGAUUAUGCGACAUAUCAAGUGUGGGAUACAAUACAAGCAUUUUGCAGCACCAUUUGUGGCACAUUGUGUACACACGCUAUACUAAAGGGUAUAGGAGUAGGCAAUGAUAACAUAACUGCCUAUUCAGCUACAGUCGCUUGGAUACUUAAGGAGGGAAGCGGACACUUGGGGCGUAUUUUAUUCUCGUGGUGGCAGGGCUCACAGCUGGAUGUAGAUUCAAAGAAGUGGAGAUUACGAGCAGAUUUUUUAAACGAUUUGGCAAUGAGUAUCGAGAUAUAUGUGCUUCCCAAAUACCCCCAUUUAAGUACGCAGCUGUUGUGUGUCACUUCUGUAAUAAAAGCUAUAGUUGGAGUAGCUGGCGGUGCAACUCGUGCGGCCCUUACGCAGCAUCAUGCGAUUCGUGGCAACUUGGCCGAUGUCGCAUCGAAAGACAGUUCUCAAGAAACCUUCGUAAACUUGAUUGCUUCAUUUAUAGGCCUUUAUUUGCUAACACUCAUUAAAUCACAAAGUAUACUGUACAGUGUUUUUAUAUUCGUAAUUAUUAUUCAUCUUUACUCCAAUUUGAAAGCAGUCAAAGCUGUCUGCUUGCGCACAUUCAAUGAGUCCCGCUAUUUAAUUACUUUGGAAGAGUAUUUUCGAUCUGGGCGGAUGCUAACACCACAACAGGUGAAUAAGAUAGAACGCGUCACUAUUGGUCAAACAGUUUCUGUCUCGCUCAAGAUCUUAAUAGGAUUAUCCAUCAGGACACUCAUCGACGAGUAUAGAACAACUCACGCAAUAGAAAAUAUAAUUUCAUCUUUCGACCAGCAUGAACGUUUUAUCAUUGCUGAAAACAACAAAAACAUAGGAGUAUAUUUGCAUUUUGACACGAGGCCGCAAGAUGUUUUGAAAGCGUAUUUUUUUGCUGUUUCCUUUUUACAAGAUCGUAAUCAAAUAAAGGACAAAUAUUGGGAAAUCCAAUCCAAAUGGCAAGAAUUUGUAUCUCUGGCACAAAAAGAAGGUUGGCUUACGACUCAGCAUUUACUUAUGGUUGACGAGUAUCGACUGGACUGGAAAGCUUAGGUAUAUCUUGGAUAGCAAAGCCACAUUCCGAUUGGUCGAAGAGAGUUUGCAAUUUUACAGUUUUCGCUUUUAGAAAAAGUAGUUUUGACAUAUAUUGUAAAGCAAGAUCUCAAUUUUGCUAGAAUUUUUUUGUUUUAAGAGACAUCGAAGAAAUAAGAUGGUAAUUUCCCAUUUUGAUACAAAAAUAUUUUGAGCUUUGUACUAAUAAUAGUAUUGUGGAAUGAACUAUUGUACCAAUGUUAUCAUAUUAUUUAAAAAAUAGUUAUUGGAUUGAGAAAUUCUUUUUGAUACUAGAAUGUAAGGAAGUGAUAUUCACAUAUCUCAUAUCAUAAUUCAAAAUAAAAUAUUCAUAGCUUAUUGUGAAGUAUAUGUAGUACAUACAGCAGCUGUUAUACAUUUUUUAUUAAUUUUAUUUCCUCUUUAAUAUGAUCUUCAUAUAGUCACUUUGCAGCUUAAUUCUAGCAUUUAAGCUUAAUAAAAUAAUAAAAGGGCAACUUAAUAAUUCAACCAUUUUCACUCGAUAUAUCUAUAACUGUAAAGUCUGUAACAAAACCUUCUAUAGCAUUACCACUUCGGGGAUGUUCAUGAAUUGUAUGAAUUUAUUUAACAACUAAAGAAAUGUCAAUAAUUCAAAAGGUAUAAAUUUUAAAAAUAUUUGCGCAAAAUUUUGUUUCAAAUACAUAUGUAAUCUCAGAAAAUACAAAGCUUCAACUAUGAAGACUCAAAUACCAAACCAGAAGAGUUUUAAAUGAUUUACCAAAAAUAAAUAUAAACAUAUUUUACGAAACAUUUUACGAAUAUAAAGUAGAAAUAUUUAUAAGAGGUGGUGGAAGUAUGUAGUGAAUUUAUUUAAAAAUGUAUGUAUGAAAAAAUAACAUCUGACAAAAUACCUUACCAUCAUUGGAUUUUUACUUAGAUUUGUAUUUCACAAUUUUAUUUCAAAUCGGUUAACAUCUGUUAGAAAACUUAUCUUUUAGAAAGUAUUAUAGCAAUUAGAUUCGAUCGUUAGCAAUUCGCGCUUUCUUAAAAACUGUACAACGUAGGCAGUUCAUAAACUUUAUUUGCUUAUGCUGCUUGCACCGUUGCAUGAGACAAUGUUUUAUAAGCUGUAGGAUCAAAUGUGAAAAAUAAUAAGUUGCUGAGUUUUUGAAUGAUAUUGUACAUUUAAGGCUUCAGUCAAUUAUUCACUGUAAGGCUUACAUUAUUUAUUUGUAAACAAAUUAUUAUGUAAAUAAGAGUUGUUUUGUAGAAUGUAAUGACUAAAAAUAUCAAAUUGAGCUAGUAAAAAAAUUAUGGUUUAAUAAUAUUAAGACUAUUUUAGGCACGUUCUAAUCACAAUAAGAUAACUCCUUAGUCGUUUCAAUUAUGGCCGUGCAUACAUACAUCCCGUCGCAAUAUUAAAAUUUAAUAAAAAUUAUGUAUACAAAGCUAUGUGAAGAAUCUGCAGAAUAAAAAUUUUACUUUUAUGAAGUGGUUUCUGAAA
Molecule: messenger RNA, 3210 nt
Organism: Anastrepha ludens (Mexican fruit fly)
Lineage: Eukaryota; Metazoa; Arthropoda; Insecta; Diptera; Tephritidae
Product: RUS family member 1
Exons: 8
Coding region: 474-1727 (417 amino acids)
Source: RefSeq, a predicted model, not a curated record